This is a messenger RNA of Mollisia scopiformis, 1621 nucleotides long. RefSeq lists its product as uncharacterized. The transcript is spliced from 2 exons. The record is from RefSeq and is a predicted model, not a curated record. The coding region runs from base 206 to 1351 and encodes 381 amino acids. Lineage: Eukaryota; Fungi; Ascomycota; Leotiomycetes; Helotiales; Mollisiaceae.
CUACUCUACUAGGAAAAUCAACACGUUUGCUCAGUUCAAAUUCCAAUUCUUGUUCAUUUUUAGGGUGUUUUUAAACGAAGGUGCGCAUCACGUGGACUCGCUUGGUCGGGCGCAAUCCGCACUUUACACAGACGAAGAAUAGAUACUCUGCAUACGAACGGCCGUCAGCAAUAAUUCCUAAUUAAUACCGUUACUAUGUAUAGAAAUGGUGAUGGGCCACGGCGGGGGCCCAUUUCGUCUCGACUCUCGAGCCCAGCAGCGGUGUGAACACAUACACAUGACGCAAGUCACCCAACGCGACUUAACUUCUUGUCACAGCGCCCGCUGUAAUCGCCUGCCUAAUCGCCUGCCCAAUCGCCUGCGACAAAGGCCAGGCCGGGAAUGGUGGCGCUCCCGAGCUUUAAGCAAAGUGGAGAUCUUGAAAUUAUCGUUUGGUACUAUAUCCCAUGAGCCAGCCAUCUACUUCGAUUUUGCAAGAGACACUCUCUACUUUGACGACUGGAUGGCUGCAUGUUGGUCUCGGAUUGACGAUAAUCGAGUUCGUGGGGGAGGAUGGCGAAGAAUCAGAUACCCAGAGGGACCCAUGGCCGCCAACGAGAUGAGUAGAAUCGAACGCUUGGCCGUUAGCUCGAGAUCUGUGGACGAUAUUAGCAUAGGUGAUAGAGCCGAGAAAAUGCUUUCCCGUUUCGCAAACAUGAAGACAUUCUUCGUCGCCUUUGAUGAGCAAAAUUAUCCCACAACCUCACGAGCCACGAUUCAAUUUGCCGGCAUACCAGCAACAACCAACUGUGAAAUGGAAGAGCUCGAAUUUGAAGAGAAGUGUCAAAUUUGCCGGGAAAAAGACAGAUGCGAGGAAAGACUUCUCACAGAAUUUGCGGCAGACUUUGCGAUAUAUGACCCGAGCAACACAGUUGGAGUUCCACCAGUUCCUGCGGAAAUACCAGAUAUUGAGUUCGUUGUUGCUGUUCGGAAUGACACCCGAUCCGACCUUCGCUGUAUUGGGCUCGGAACUGCCGCCCAGUAUUUAUCUUCGGAGUUUGGGGUUGAAUACGAAUCUGAUAGUGAUUCGGAUAGUUCUCAUUCAGAUUUAGACUGGGAAUCCACUUCUGGAUCUACUUCUGAUUCCAAUCUUCACGUUCUCAAGAUUACAGAAGCGGGUGGGAAGGUCAAAUUGUCUUUAUUCGGCGUGAACAAUUAUGAGGAGAAGAGUGAUGAUGUGGAAGAAGAAAUUUCCGAAAUCAUCGAGGAUGAAAAAAAGUUUGCCAAGUUCGUGAGCUACAGUGGAGAGAGUUUCGAGACUCUCUGCUUCUGGGUAGGGUCAGAUUAUCUUGAAAGAAGGGCGGAUCUCUGAUCUUCCAUACGCAAUGUAUGUGAGGUUUCAAUCCUUCAUCAGCUUGCUCACCGACAAUUUUGAACAAUCAGCUAUGAGUGGAAAGGAACAGCUUGGGAAGUACCAUCGACAUGAUCUAGAAGUCGCUAUGGACGAGAUGAGGUGAUGAUUCUAGAGAAAUCUGGGCUGGAUGAAGUCUGAAAUGGGAUAGAGAUCGGAAUGUGCGACUAGACGGCCGCAAAUUGAGCAAAGAAAUAUCAAAAUUCUUUUCUUUCACUCAGAUUUCGGCAC